CAAACGUCCGUUGAUAGAAGCAGGAACCGACAGUCUGACUUUAACGGACUUUUUACGAUGACGACCGGAGAGAAAAACAUUUUCCACCGAACAGAUUAAUUUCAACGAGGAAUAACAGACCUCCAGCCCGGGUCCGGUUCCACCUGGAGGGGCUAACUGCCGUUAAAUCACCGGUAUGUGUGAGAGCAGAGCGGUGCCCAGCGGGAAGGUUUACCGGCAGCUGUUUGACGCUCAGGUCCAGCUGUCCAGAUCUCUGCUGGCUGGACGCAAAGACACAAGGACAGACUGUCUGUCUGCGGAGGACAGUGUCACACACUGCAGCACGACCAGCAGGUUGUUGUGUCCUCCCUCCAGCAGGGGGCAGCAGGUGGAUGAUGAUGAUGAUGACAUUGAUGAUGUCAGCAGACUUCCUGACUCUGUGGUGGUCGAUCAGCCGAGCUCUGACAUCAUCGAACGACUGACGGAGAGAAAAAACAAAAAACACAAAGAAGCUCUGAAACAGCUGAAGACAGAACUCACACACCUGUCACAGGAGUGUGAGUCUCAGGCGAGGACCAUCAGUGUGGAGCUGCUGUCCUCUCUGCAGGACGUGGACCUCAGACUGAACAACCUGAAGGACAGAAUGGAACACCUGGAUCACCUCAGCGUGCAGGAGGUGUGUGUUCUCUGGGAGGAGGUGGAGGAGGAGGUGAAGAUGAAGAAGAUCAGAAUCAUGGAGCUGAACCACAAACUCACUGAAUCAGAGACUCAGCGAGCCGCCGAGAUUAAAGUCGUGCUCAGGACGUUCCUCCACCUGCUGCAGAAGAUCAACUUCCUGUCUCCACCUGACGUCUGCACACUGGUUCAUGCCGAGGCCACGAUGUUGAAUCAGUCUCUCCUGGCAAACCGUCGCAGUGUGGCUCGUCUGCUGCUACUCCUUCAGGAGGAGAACCUGCAGCAGGAGUCACUCCUCCGCCUGCACUGGGAGGACUGUCUGAGCCGCUGGAGGAGGAGUCGGGUCACCGAGGUUAUAGACCGCUUCAGGAGGCUCUGCUGCAGUGACGAGGAGCAGCAGCUGGACUCAGGUCAGCUGGUCUCAGGUCAGCUGGUCUCAGGUCAGCUGGUCUCAGGUCAGCUGGUGAUGCGAGACCUGACAGGACAACGUGAUGACAUCAUCUCUAAGAUCAGCUCUCUGGUCCCGCCCUCCACUGCUCUGGUCUCUGAUUGGUCCAACCAGCUGACAGCCGUCAAUCAACAGAUCGACAGUCUCCACACUGACUUCCUCCAUCAGCUGCGGUGCUGUUAUGAACAGAAGUGGCAGGAUCGACUGGCUGAGGUGGAGCGCUGUAAGGAGGCGCUUUCUGCUCUGCAGCUGGCUGAGGAGGAGGUGAACAACAUCGUCAGCUCUCAGCUCCUCAUUCUGAUUGGACAACACCAGAGACAAGAUGAAGAGCGAUUGGCUGCUUUAGAUCUGUGUUGUGACUCUGUGGCCCGUCACGCCUUCAAUAUCAGCAGGUGUGUGUUUGUUGUGAUGCAAGGAGCAGCGUUGCAAUGGGAGACACACAACCACAGGUUAGAGAGGAAGAAGGAAGACCUACAACAACACCUGGACGACCUCAGACACACACAGCAGCAACACAUACAGAGGAAGAAGGUGCGUCUGGACGACCUGCUGAGACGACUCCGGCAGGAGGGCAGUGAGGAGGCUCUGAAGAGGUCUCUGGACAAAACUGUCCACUACCUGCAAGAUGUCAAAUCCAGCUGUGGACAGUGUGUCUCUGAUCAGUGGGAGGUGUUGCAUCGUCUCCCUUCAGUCCUCCUGGAGGAGCUCCUCUCCUACAGCAGCAGCCUCAGCUCUUUCUUCCACCUCGACCACACCUACAAACCGAGUCCAGAAGAAUUGCAGAAGCUCCACCCAUCAUCCGCCCUCUCCACCCAGUCAGAAACCAGUGGCGGAGCUGAAACACAGAAACCAGAGGAGACGACACAGAGUCGUCCAAUCAGAUGUCAGAAUGACACUGACCCCGCCCAGCCCUCUCAGGAUAGGCUGACUGAGGCGGAGUCCUCUCUCCUGGAUCUCUGUGACACCAGCAGUGAUGUCACAUUUACAUCACCCAGUGGUGUGACCUAUAGUGGCCCCACCUUCAGAUGCCCCACCCUCAACCUGCAGCAGAAAACUCACCUGAGUCUGUUUCCUGUGGAGCUGCUCACAGACAACCUGAACAGGAUGAGGACUCUGUUCUUUGAUCACCUGGAGCAGCGUUUCCAUGAUGUACUCAGCUGGGGCGUUGCCACGGUUACAGACAGGAAGGAGGUGGUGCGUUUGGAGCAGGAGGUCCAACUGCAGCAGCUGAACCCCGAACACAUCGAGAACCACAUAUACCAACAACGACUGGCUGAGCUGCAGCUCCACAGACAGCAGGUGGACACUCACUGUGAGGAGGUGUCAGCUGUGUUGGAAUCCUGCAGGGAGGAGCUGCGAGAGCUGCAGACCUCCGUCAGCAGGAGGAACCAGGAGUUCACUGUCAGUCUAUCCAACAUGGAGGAGGAUGACCAGUCAGCUGACAGCCGUCAACGGCUGGAGGCUGUUAGCUCUGCCCUGCAGGACUGUCUGGAUCAACAUAUUAAAGACACCCAGCAGAUUCAGACGUACUUCACAUGGAGCGUCCAGCUCAGACUGCAGGAGGUCAGAAACAAAACGACACACCUCCUCACCUCCUUCAGGCUGUUCAGUGAAGGAGGAGACUUUGCUCCUCAGGAGGUGAAGCAGUUCCAGAGGAGGCUGAAGGAGGAGACCAGACAGAUGAGGGUGACAGAGGAGUCCAUCUUCUCUGAGCUGGAGCUGUUUGAGUCUCAGAGUUUACAGCAGGUGAAGGAGGCAUCUAGACGGAUGGAGGAGAAACUGUCCCUGCUCAGGUCUGAGCUGGAGUUCACGGAGGAGAUCCAGAAGAUCAGCAGCAGCACACGAGUUCAAAUCAAGGCACAGAACUCCAGUGUUUCCACUGUAACAGUUCAGGUGGAGAAGGAGUGGAGCAGGAGACAGGAGUCAAACCAGGAGAAUGCUGUGGUAGUAACAAGUCAGAGUCCAACUGUCCCACAUGUCCAACAGAGAGGGACAGAGUCUGUCAACACACUGAGUGUGAAGAGGAGCUGCAGGUCAGCCAGGUCUAACAGGAGGUUCCAGGUCUUUGGAGCAGAACCAGAGAAGAACCCACACUCCCUCAGCUCCACCCUGAACUCUGUGUUGUGGAAAGCCAGUGAUGUCCUCCUGCAGGUUGCCAAGUUUGGACCAAUGGGCUGA
Messenger RNA from Epinephelus moara (kelp grouper), 3280 nucleotides. RefSeq names its product coiled-coil domain containing 180 (gene ccdc180). The transcript has 29 exons. Lineage: Eukaryota; Metazoa; Chordata; Actinopteri; Perciformes; Serranidae. Bases 176 to 3280 code for a protein of 1034 amino acids. The record is from RefSeq and is a predicted model, not a curated record.